UUUCGCUUUGGGCCAGGUCGGAGGCGGCGGGGCCGUCCCGAGAGACUGCAGCUGGAUACCCGGGGAGUUAAUCCGAAAGCGCCUCAAACCCAGCUUGGUCGAAUUCCACGUGUCACCAAGAAGCUGAUGUAGAGAGAGACAGAGAGAGAAAGAAAGCAAGAGACCAGAGUCCUGGGAAAGUCCUGCCGCGCCUCGGAGCAAUUAUAAAAAUGUGGCCCCCUGGGUCGGCCUCCUAAACACCGUCCUCACCUGCUGCAUCCAGCCCUCGACGUCCAGCUGCUGGCUCGGUGUCCGCGCAGCGCCCACUCAGCAUGAACCCACCGCACGGACUCCUCCUUGUGGCCACUCUGGUCCUCCUAAACCACCUGGACCACUUCAGUUUGGCCAGGAACCUCCCCACAGCCACACCAGGCCCAGGAAUGUUCAAGUGCCUCAACCAUUCCCAAAACCUGCUGAGGGCCGUCAGCAGCGCACUUCAGAAGGCCAGACAAACUCUAGAAUUUUACUCCUGCACUUCUGAAGAGAUUGAUCAUGAAGAUAUUACAAAAGAUAAAACCAGCACCAUAGAGGCCUGUUUGCCACUGGAAUUAACCACGAAUGAAAGUUGCCUGGUUUCCAGAGAGAUCUCUUUCAUAACUAAUGGGAAUUGCCUGGCCUCUGGGAAGGCUUCUUAUAUGAUGACCCUCUGCCUUAGUAGUAUCUAUGAGGACUUGAAGAUGUACCAGGUGGAGUUCAAGGCCAUGAAUGCAAAGCUUUUGAUGGAUCCUAAGAGGCAGAUCAUUCUGGAUCAAAAUAUGCUGGCAGCUAUUGAUGAGCUAAUGCAGGCCCUGAAUUUCAACAGUGAGAUUGUGCCACAAAAACCCUUCUUUGAAGAACCAGAUUUAUAUAAGACUAAAAUCAAGCUCUGCAUCCUUCUUCAUGCUUUCAGAAUUCGUGCAGUGACUAUUGAUAGGAUGAUGAGCUAUCUGAAUUCUUCCUAACAAGCUGAAGUCUCCCCCAACCUUAAAGUCAUAUUUAUAAAAAUCUGAACCAAAGAAUUUUUAAUAGAGAGGGGGUGACUUUACCUGGUUCUACUUAAGCUAGUACAGUAAUUUUCAUGUUUACAUUAGUCACUACCCAAAAGUUGAAUGCUGUGACUACUAUAUUCACAUGAUUCCUUUCAUCAAGUAUAUUUCACAUUUACUAUGGAUAAGUAAGUUGUUUUAAAGUUUUAAUGAGCAAAUUGCUAAGGAGGGAAAAUUUCUUCACUGAACAUUUUUUUUUCUUUUUAAUAGAAGAGCAAGAAUUCAUAAGCUAUUUCUAUAUCAGUGUUUGUAGAAACA
Messenger RNA from Pteropus alecto (black flying fox), 1322 nucleotides. It is a transcript of the gene IL12A, whose product is annotated as interleukin 12A. The coding region runs from base 312 to 980 and encodes 222 amino acids. Gene Ontology annotation, cellular component: extracellular region. The transcript is spliced from 7 exons. Lineage: Eukaryota; Metazoa; Chordata; Mammalia; Chiroptera; Pteropodidae. The record is from RefSeq and is a predicted model, not a curated record. Gene Ontology annotation, molecular function: growth factor activity; interleukin-12 receptor binding. Gene Ontology annotation, biological process: immune response.